GUAAAAAAAAAAAAAUUAAAAACCCCAAAUGGGUUUCUGGGAUAAUGAUGGUCUAAGGUAUUCAAUGAAGCCUUUAAUAGUACUAACUAGGGGUUUGUCAAAAUCCAAUUUAAAACUACAUGUUUAUUACAAUUUGUUUAAGCCCAUUCAAACCCAAUAAACUUUAAAGAAAAUUUAAAUCAUAUAUUUAAAAGUCAAUCUAGUGAAUUUUUCAUUGAUCAGAACUUUAUAAAAUUAUUCUAAUUUAAUUGGUGUUUUUAACUUUAAGUUAUUUUAAUAAAAUUCAAAAUAUAUUUUAGUACCAACUAAUUUCAGUUUGCCAAGCAAAAUAAAUAAUAUAAAAUAUAAUGAUUUAUGGUAAUUGAUUUUAAAAGUUAUAGAAAAUGCAUAUCAUGAUUCAUUAGUUUAUUUAAUUUUUGAAAACAGGCAUUGUAGUAUAAAGUAAAUAUAAUUUUUUUUAUAUAAAUUGAUAUAAUGUAUUAUAAGUGUGUAUAGAAUAUUAUAUUAUAUUAAUUAUUAAUGUUUUGUACAACUGAUAAAUGAUAUAGAAGGAAUAAAAAACAGUAGAGAUUUUAAAUUAAUCUUUUGUAUAAGAUAAUAAAUUAAUCUAAGAAAUUGGUUCUGUAUUCGUUUAAUUCAAAAAUAUAACACAGUGCAAUAAAAAUAUAACACAGUGCAAUAAGCAAACAAUGUACCGGAUAAGAAAUUGGUUAUGUAUUCGUUUAAUUCGAACUGAAUACGUCAAGCACGGAAGCCUUUUCAUUAGGUCGAGCUACGAACUUCCCUUAAAAAUACGACUUUUCUACAUUUUCUCCACACUAUAAAUUGACGUAGUUUCUUAUUAACUCAAAUAUACCCAAAAAGUGAAAAAGAAAUAGAGAGCCAUGUUCGUGAACCUCCUCACCAUCGUCUUCUUCAUUAUCUUACUCUCUCAACUUCUAAAAUCCAAUUCCCAAUUUGUGGACAAUUUCACUUACAACGGCUUCCAUCGUCCACUGAAUCUCAUAUCCCUCCAAGGGAAAGCCACCGUCACACCCAGCGGUGUAUUAAAGCUAACCCGUACAACAAUGCACAUAACCGGUCACGCCUUCUAUAACCAACCAAUCCGGUUCAAAGAUUCUCCAAACGACACCGUCUCGUCCUUCUCCACAACCUUUAUAUUCGCCAUCAACCCUCAGACCCCCACACUUAGCGGCGACGGCGUCGCCUUUGUCAUUGCCCCUACCUCCAGCCUCCCGCUAGCAAAUUCCGGCGAAUACCUCGGGCUGUUCAACCCCAUGACCAACGGUAAUAAAACGAACCACAUAUUCGCUGUUGAACUAGACACAAUUCUGAAUAACGAGUGCAAUGACACCGACGAUAACCAUGUUGGGAUCGAUAUCAAUAACUUAACGUCGGUGAAAAGUUCACCGGCGGGGUACUGGGACGAGACGGGUCAUUUUAAGGAUCUUACUUUGAUCAGUGGUAAGCGGAUGCAGGUUUGGGUUGACUACGAUGGUGUUACCCAUCAAAUCUACGUAACGAUGGCUCCUUUCAACCAUGCUAAACCUAAUAAACCACUUGUCUCUACUGUCAGGGAUCUAUCCCCGAUUCUUUUGCAAGAUAUGUUCGUAGGUUUCUCGGCUUCAACCGGUUCGGUUGUGUCACAACAUUUUGUCCUUGGGUGGAGUUUCCGGGUGAAGGGGAAAGCUCCCCCUUUAGCCUUAGAGAGCCUUCCAAAAUUUCGAGAGUUGCCGCACAAGAGAUCCAGCAGAAUCACGCCCUUGUUUAUUGAAGUGGUGAUUCCCAUUGUGUCUAUCUCUUUGCUCAUCUUCCUUGUGCGCUUCAUUUUAAGGAGGAGGAGAAAGUUCGCGGAGGAGCUAGAAGAUUGGGAAACAGAGUCCAGGACGAACCGGCUCAAGUUUAAAGACUUGUACUACGCCACCAAAGGAUUCAAGGAUAAAAACCUCCUCGGGUCUGGCGGGUUUGGGAGUGUUUACAAAGGUGUCAUGCCCAAGACUAAGAAAGAGAUCGCCGUGAAAAGAGUCUCCAACCAAUCCCGACAAGGGUUGAAAGAGUUUGUGUCUGAGAUCAUGACUAUUGGCCGGAUGAGUCACCGAAACUUGGUCCCUCUCUUGGGUUACUGCCGCCGGAAAAAGGAGCUUCUUCUGGUCUACGACUACAUGCCCAAUGGGAGCUUAGACAAGUAUUUGUAUAAUAGUCCGGAGGAGGUUACCCUCCAAUGGAAACAUAGAAGUAAGGUCAUUAAAGGUGUGGCAUCUGCCUUAUUCUACCUCCACGAGGACUGGGAGCAAGUGGUGGUUCACCGCGAUAUCAAAGCCAGCAACGUCUUAUUAGAUGCAGACCACAACGGGAGACUCGGGGAUUUCGGUUUAGCUCGGUUGUGCGGUCACGGUACGGAUCCUCUAACCACUCACGUCGCUGGAACAUGGGGAUACCUAGCCCCCGAUCACAUGAGGACAGGAAAGGCCACGACUGCUACUGAUGUUUUUGCGUUCGGGGUGCUUCUACUAGAAGUUGCGUGCGGUAGACGUCCUAUUGAGAUUUAUAACGAGAGUGGCGAAUGGGUCUUGCUCGUGGACUGGGUUUUUGGGUUCUGGAGUGAAGGAAACAUUUUGGGUGCUAAGGAUCCCAAUCUAGGGACAGAAUAUGACCAGAGAGAGGUCGAAAUGGUUUUGAAGCUAGGUUUGUUGUGCUCGCACUCUAACCCCCAUGCUAGACCAACCAUGAGACAAGUGUUACAUUACCUAAGCGGAGAUGCAGUGUUACCUGAUAUGUCGCGUUUCGACUUGCAUGGGAGCGAGAUGAUGUUGGAAACCUACCAUGGAUUUAGCGAGGUAGGCAUGUUUACAGGUGAAUCUUCGUUGGCUGACUCUGUCCUCUCCAACGGGAGGUGAAUUUUGAAUAUCAGAAAUUUUACAUAUUGUAUAAAACUAAAAGUACUUAGCGCACGAGAUAUUGACCUUGUUGUAUGUGAAUUAAAUGAAACUUUCAAAAAACUUCUUAAUUUCAUCAUCUUCUUCCCAUCUUUCAUUAGCAGCUUCAUAGCUAGAAUCUACCUCUGAAAAUGUUAGAUCUUUCAAAUUUAGUGUCUUCUGCGACGAUUAUUUCAUCUUACGGUCUUACCUUACCGAUGCAGCGCAUCUUAACCGGUGUACCAUCUCAGUUCUGUCUCUAAACCGAGAUUGUGGAUUACUUCUGUUAUUACACUACAAGAAAACACAAAUUUAACGACGGCCAAA
Molecule: messenger RNA, 3242 nt
Organism: Brassica napus (rape)
Lineage: Eukaryota; Viridiplantae; Streptophyta; Magnoliopsida; Brassicales; Brassicaceae
Product: L-type lectin-domain containing receptor kinase IV.4-like
Exons: 1
Coding region: 885-2897 (670 amino acids)
Biological process (GO): protein phosphorylation
Cellular component (GO): plasma membrane
Molecular function (GO): carbohydrate binding; protein kinase activity; ATP binding
Source: RefSeq, a predicted model, not a curated record